Ogataea philodendri is the source of this 633-nucleotide messenger RNA. RefSeq lists its product as uncharacterized. The transcript has a single exon. Gene Ontology annotation, cellular component: membrane. NCBI's taxonomy places the organism in Eukaryota, Fungi, Ascomycota, Pichiomycetes, Pichiales, Pichiaceae. The record is from RefSeq and is a predicted model, not a curated record. The coding region runs from base 1 to 633 and encodes 210 amino acids. Gene Ontology annotation, biological process: vesicle-mediated transport.
AUGAGCGAAAAUGCCGAAUUUUUAUCAAACUGGCGAACAACGCGCGGCGUUGGGUUGGCCGAUGAUGCCGAGGGAAUAGCCAAUAAGGCUAAAAGCGUAUUCAGCUCGUUCACAGAUAGAGUUCAAGACGGAUACACUUCGGUAUACAAUCAACUCCCAUUGCAUAAUCAGGACCUGGAGGCGCAGCAGGAGCCCUCGUGGUUCAAGCUGUCUCGGUUCGAAAGACUGGUGUGUUUUUUCUGCUUCAUUGCGGGAUCGAUAGUAUGUUUCACGCUUGGAAUAGUGCUAUUCCCGGUGUUGACGUUGAAACCUCGAAAGUUUGCAAUGUUAUGGACCUUGGGGUCUUUACUUUUUGUUCUGAGUUUCGGUUGUUUACAAGGACCAGUCGACUACUGCAAACAUCUCAUAUCUAAGGAAAGAUUGCCAUUUACAGUGGUGUUUUUUGGCAGUGUUCUGAGUACGCUAUACUGCGCAGCCAUAUUGAAAUCCACCAUCUUAACACUAAUCACAGGAAUCGUCGAGAUAUUUGCUGUUCUUUACUACACCUUGAGCUAUUUCCCAUUUGGAGCACAGGGAUUUCAAAUGGUUGCGUCCAUGGGUCUUCGGCAGUUCAGCAGUGUCUUUGGAUUUUAA